This is a messenger RNA of Penicillium taxi, 2832 nucleotides long. RefSeq names its product non-ribosomal peptide synthetase. Gene Ontology annotation, biological process: secondary metabolic process; biosynthetic process. Bases 1 to 2832 code for a protein of 943 amino acids. The transcript has a single exon. Gene Ontology annotation, molecular function: CoA-ligase activity. The record is from RefSeq and is a predicted model, not a curated record. Lineage: Eukaryota; Fungi; Ascomycota; Eurotiomycetes; Eurotiales; Aspergillaceae.
AUGGCGCCUUUACCCAGAAAUAUCCUGCAAGUCCUGUCUAGAGCAGCUCACUCCAGCCCAGACAAGGGCAUAUCUAUAUAUCCCCCUGGUCAGACAGAGAUUCCACAAGUUCGCAUUACCUACGCAGAACUCCUCAAUGAUGCUCUUGACCUGGCUCGGCGUGUGAAGUCGAUCCCCAGCAUUACACCACAGACUAUCGUGUUGAUCCAUCUCGAUAAUCACCACGACAACAUUCGAUGGCUAUGGGCUGUCAUCGCUGCAGGCCUGGUCCCUGCGAUCUCAACUCCAUUUACGAAUGAUGUUGAUCAGCGGAAGAAGCACAUCCUGCACCUGCAGCACGUUCUGCGCAAUCCUAUCAUUCUCACCAAGAAACGUCAGGUAUCUGAGUUUCUCGACAUACCGGGAUCUCGUCUAUACACUAUUGAAGACCUGAAAGAAUCAUACCACAUGCAAGGUGCAGACUCCUGGAAUGAUGGAUACACUAAGGGCCCUGGAGAUCUCGCUGCCCUCAUGCUAACUUCGGGAAGCACGGGCAAUGCAAAGGCAGUUAGUCUGCGCCAUGGUCAGGUCAUUCACGCCGUCAUCGGCAAGUCCCUAUACCACGAGACCCGUGGCGACGAUGUCUUCUUGAACUGGAUUGGCAUGGACCACGUUGCCAACCUUACCGAGAUCCACUUGCAUGCCAUGGUACUCGGAGCAGACCAGGUUCACGUGCAGGCCGGCGACUUGAUCGCUAAUCCACUCUCGUUUCUAUAUCUCAUCGAAAGACACACAGUCGCAUACUCAUUCGCUCCAAAUUUCUUCCUGGCUAGUGUUAAGAAGGCGUUAGAAGCCAUGCUCCAGUGCAUGGAAUCGGAUACAUCCACCACCAGGAGCCUACCGAACGUCUCCUCCCUCCGCUGCCUAAUCUCCGGCGGAGAGGCCAAUUCGGUUUCGCUUUGCGCGGCAUUCAACGAGCUUUUGGGUGUCUUGGGUGCUCCCAACGCCUUCAUCAGGCCGGGAUUUGGCAUGACAGAAACGUGUGCUGGCAGUAUUUACAACGUGGACUGUCCCAGCGGGGAUCUUGUUCACGGUCGCGAAUUCACCUCUCUGGGCUGGUGUAUUUUUGGAAUGGAGAUGCGCGUAUCCCAUCCUGACGGCGGUAUAUGCAAGAUGAACGAGAUCGGCCAGCUGGAGGUCCGUGGGGCGAAUAUCUUCUCCGAAUACUAUAAUAAUCCCGAUGCUACUGCGGGAGCAUUCACCUCCGAUGGAUGGUUCGUGACCGGGGACCAGGCCUUCCUAGAUGAGUAUCAACGUCUCCACAUGGUAGGUCGCGGUAAAGAAUCCCUGAACAUCAAUGGUGUCAAAUACUAUCCACACGAAAUUGAAGGUGCGAUCGAAGAUGCCAAGAUUGCAGGUGUGACGCCGUCGUUCACGGCUAUCUUCCCUUACCGUUUGCCUGGCGCCGCCUCUGAGACUCUUUGCGUAGUUUACCUGCCGGCGUACGACUUUGACGACUUGGCUGCGCGCGCCAGUACGCGGAGUGGCAUCCGCACUGUUGUCAUGAACCAUUGCAUGGCACGACCAUAUAGAAUCAUCCCACUUGACCGCGCUUUCCUGGUCAAGACAGCCUUAGGCAAGCUGUCCCGUGCCAAAAUAAAGGCAGCCUUCGAGGCCGGCGCAUACGAUGCCAGCAUUAAUCAGGAUGAGCAGUUCCUGAGGGCACAAGGCGAGCCAGUUGUUCAGCCAGCUACACUCACUGAGAAAGCUGUACAGAGCGUGUUUACUGAGGUAUUUGACACUUCGCGUGACACGCUGAGCAUCCACACCAACCUGUUCGAUCUGGGUUGUUCAUCGCUAGAGAUCUUCCAGAUGAAAUGGCUCUUGCAGAACAAGUCGGAUCUACCGGACAAUAUCCCUAUAACCACCAUCAUCAGUCAUCCGACGAUUGAGAGACUAGCGGCGGCCCUGGACCCAAAUAGUAACAGUCAGCGGUCCUAUGACCCCGUCGUGACCCUCCGCACUGGCGGAACCAAGACUCCGUUGUGGCUCGUGCACCCAGGUGUUGGAGAGGUACUCGUCUUCCUCAACCUGGUCAACCAUAUCACCGAUCGGCCGGUAUAUGCCCUACGAGCACGCGGAUUUGACGGUGAGCCAUUUUUCGAAUCAGUCGAUGAAAUGGUCGACAUCUACCGAGCCGCAAUCCAGCGUGUUCAACCAGCUGGACCCUACGCUAUCGCCGGCUACUCAUAUGGCGGAACAUUGGCGUUCGAGAUGACAAAGCAGCUAGAAAGGGACGGAAAUGAGGUGCCGUUCCUCGCCGUCUUCGACCAGCCGCCCCAUAUCAAGGAGCGCAUGUCCGCCGGUGGUUGGGCUGAUGUACUACUGACGCUGGCUCGAUUCUUCGAUCUACUUCCCGACACCCAGGCCGAGGAGACUGUAGCUGCGCAACUCAAGGCUUCUGGUGGUGGACUGCAUGAUGACGUCGACCAAGGCGCGCUGGUGGAUAUCCUCUUGUCCUCUGCAUCUGAGCAGCGACUAAAAGAAUUUGGCCUCGACCGGACCCGUCUAGCGACGUGGACGAGUCUAGCGCUAAAUUCACAUACUAUUGCUCGCGAAUAUGAGCCUCAGGGGCGAGUUUCUACGCUCGAGGUCCUAUAUGGGCAGCCCAUCGCGGCUGUAGCGCGUACAAAGCAGGAGUGGUUAGAUAAGAAGCUGUCGCGGUGGACUGACUUUGUGGAUGAUGUGCAGUUCCAUGAGGUUGGAGGGCAUCACUUUACUUUGCUGAGCCCGGAACAUGUUGGGUCGUUCUAUCGGACUUUGCGCGAUAGAAUGGAAGCACGAGGGGUAUAG